This is a messenger RNA of Pogona vitticeps (central bearded dragon), 4836 nucleotides long. The record is from RefSeq and is a predicted model, not a curated record. NCBI's taxonomy places the organism in Eukaryota, Metazoa, Chordata, Lepidosauria, Squamata, Agamidae.
GGCUUUGCAGUCGCAAACAGCCUCGCCCUAAGGCGGCCGUGGGAACGGAGCGGGGCGGCCGGGCUCUCCGCGAGGGGCCAGCGGCUGGCUUGGGAGCCCUGCCUGCCCCUGUGAAGACAGCUGCAGUAUCCGGGGCGCCGCCACCUCCUGCUGUAGCCGCGUGACGGAUGAUCUUUUUUUCACUCGGUGUCAAGCGUAUAAUAUCCCUGUUGCAAGGCUGGAUGUUGAGCUUGGAGCGUGAGGCACGCCUGUCCUGUCCUGCCCGACUCCUCGCUCGGCAUGUGGGCGAUGAGCGGCAUUCGGGCCGUGCAUUUAUUUGCCCUGCGUCAGACCGAAGCCCCGAGAGAGAGGGGGGGGGCUGGUGCCUCAUAGGCAGGGGACAGGCUCCCUGUCUCAGUAAGCCGAAGCUAACAGGAGACUCAGAAACCCCCGCGCCGUAUCCCUAAACGUGGCCUGGGGCGGUCGAUCCAUUCCUCCAUAUUGUGCAAGGCCAGUGCUUCUGAAGGGAGGAGAUGCGGUUGUAUCUCUUAAGGGGCCAUUCUCCCCGUCACAUCCAGCACUGGCUACACAUGUAAAAGAUGGAAUCCUCCAUGGCAACAGCAGAUGAACCUCCCAGCAAAUAUGUUUCUGAGUGUGAUGUUGUGAAAAAGGUGAAAAUGUCCCAUAACUUUCCCUCAAACCUAAAACAAGAUGAGAAGACCAGUUGUGAAGAAAAUUCAGAGCUCUUGAGAAACAGUACAUCUUAUUCUACAUCUCUGCCAGUCAACAUGAGAGACCCUAUAUUGCCACAUGUGAACAAGGGAAUAACAAUGCAACAGCAGCAGAAGGAUCUAUCCUUGAAGAUAACAAUGGUAAAAUGUAAAACUGGACUUUCUGACUCUCACCUGCAGCAAUAUAUGCGACGACGACUCUGUCUUCUGGAGAAUGACAACCAGAAGGCCAGGGCAGUUUUCAGCGAACUGUCUGCCAGAUUACUGUCCAUUCACAGUGAAGAACAGUUGAUAGUGAUAACAUUUUGGACCUUUGAAGAAAUCUGGAAGUUUAUGACUUAUUAUUCCCUUGGUUUUUUGAAUAACUGUAUGGAAAAUCUGUUGCUAGAUGACCAUUUCUGGCUGUCAUCGUUAGAGGAAGCAAUUGGAAUUAAUGUCCAGCUAGACAACAAAUGUCUUGAUAUGAUAUAUAGAAGUCUUCUAAUUCAAGAAGCCUUCUUUCCUCAAGGUACUUUCUUUGCAUUUCAUCCUCAAAAUGAUGUAAGUGAGGGAAGAGCUGUCAAUGACAACAGAGAAGUCAGAAUUCACCAGUGGAAGAAAGCAGCUAGAGAGGGAGGCCAAGAAUCAAGCAGGUGGGGUGAUCUAGCUGAGGAUUCUUCAGGGGCCCUAAAUGCUUUUCACCAGUGGUUUCUGAAAGCAAAUGCAAGUCCAAGUGAUUUUACCAGGAAAACUGAACCUGUAGCCCAUGAUCAAAUGGCCACAGGAUAUUCUGUAGCCAUUAUUAGACAUGAAAGUUCUGUUGCUGAUGAAAUUGGUUUUGAGAAAGGAGAUGGAAUUGAAAUUAUCGGCUGUUUUACGAAAUGCAUGCCGUGGUUUGUGGGAAGACAUGUCCCUACUGGCCGACUUGGUUUCGUGCAGAGCAGUCAUGUUGUCCUUGAUGGCUUCCAUACUACUGUGACAGAAACACCAUGCCUGGCUUUCUUUGAAAAUGAGCAUUCGUAUUUUACACAAGAAGUAUUUUUUGAAGAAAACGUGAUAAGGCUCUUGACAGAUACUUCAAACAGUAACAUUUGCAAUGUAUAUCAAAUAGAUGAACAGGACAUUUUAGAAUGUGAGGAUUCUGCUCAGCAAGAGAUGUCGCCUCCAUUCCUUAACACAAAUCCUAGGAUUAUAAAAUAUAAAGUGGCACAAUCCUUAAAGGAAGUGAGAGACUUUCAGCUGUGGAAGGCAGAAAGAGAUGAUCAGAAACAGAAAGCUGCUACUUCGACUGGGGUGCAGGCUUCUGGAAAUGUGGAGCCACGUUUUUGCAUAUACCGAGAUGUAAAACUGUGCAGGCCAGAGAUGUGUGAUUCAUUAUUGGCAUUCUUGAACUCCAAAACCUACAAGCCCAGCUUCAAAAAUCUGUAUGAUCUUUCAUUUUCUUUUCUCAGCACCCUGUUUUAUGGAUAUGCCACUGAAGAAGAAUUAAUUGAUUAUUUUGUGUGGGCAAGAGAAGUAGCCAAAAGAGCAGGUCUUCCAUGGGCCUUAACAAGGCUGUGCCUUCUCCUGGGGAGAAUGAGUGUGCGGAAGUUCAAGCUUUCUCAAGCUCGCAUUUAUUUUGAGGAAGCUUUGACAGCCAUGCAAGGAGACUUUAGUGACCACUACCUUGUAGUAAGUCUUUACACAAAUCUAUCAGGCAUCUACCUGAAGCAGAACAACAAGGAGAAAUGUAGUUUCUUGGACAAGGCUGCUUCUCUGCUUAUGGGAAUUUCCAGCUACAUCAGCAGCACAGGCAUGGAGUCAGAUAUUCUGAAGUAUGCUUUAAAAAAAGCAGUGAUGAGUCAAAGUCAGCAUGCAGAAGCUAGAGCAUGUUUCCUGCUAGCAAAGCACUAUCUGAACUUCAAACAAGGUGAAGAAGCACUGCCAUUCCUAGAAAGACUGCAGCUUCUGAAGAAAAGCUUGACUUUGCAGAAGGAUUCGUUGUCUGCUGAUUGCUAUUGUAAGAUGGGCCAAUUAUAUAGUCAGAAGUGUUUGCCCCACCUUGCACUAAGUUGUGUCAAGAUUGCCAUCUCUUGCAGCUCAUGUACUGUGUUUGGAUCCUUAAAAUGCAUUGAUUUAGUAUUCAAGAAUGUUGGCAAAGUCCAUAGCCUAAAAACUGCGGGGCAAACACAUCCUUCCCAAAUUGCGUAUUAUCUUGGCCAAAUACUCCAUUUGCUAGAAGCCAGCAAGGAACACCCAGUGCUGUGCAGCAUGGUUUGUUACAAUCUUUCCCUACUACACUGCCAUCACAAACAAUACAGAAAAGCAAUUGGCUAUAUUGAGAAGAUUCUAGAUAGAGGUGCACAUAAAAACGCCGAAGAAACAAUUAACCAUUUAAUCAUGCUCAGUUGGUUAUAUAUUCUCAGUCAUCAAGACAGUGUGGCUCUGGACAUUCUAAAUACCAUUGUGGAAUCUUCCCAGAGUAACCACCAACAGUUAGGUGUUGUCUAUAACAUGACUGCCAUUGGACUGAGGCGUAUUAGCCAUACCAAGCUAGCAGCUGAGAGUUACUAUAAAGCUCUGAAUAUUUCAAGAGAGACAGGAAAAAUACAUAAUCAGGCUGUGGCUGUAGCGAACAUUGGGAUCCUCUGCCUGCAUUCUGCUGCCAGAUGUCUAGGGGAACAUUUCUUAAUUCAAGCCAUAAAGCUGCUCUCUGAACUCCCAAGUGCUGAGGGUGGCAGAAAUUUAAUUGAUGUCCUCCUCAGGCUGGGGUGCUGCUAUGCCGAGGGAGUGUAUAAAGAUAAAGCAAGGUGCUGUUAUGAAUGGGCUUUUUUGGUGGCAAUAGAAACAAACUGCUUGGAAGGGCAGCUCAAGGCUGUUCAGCACCUGUGCCAGUUCUACAGUACAGUUCUUCCAGAUGAAGCACAGUGUGUCAUCUACAAUGAGUAUCAACUCUCCUUAGUUAGGAAAAUGUCUAACAAAGUCAUGGAAGGGCAGAUACUGGAAACCAUCAGUCAGCUAUAUCUCUCUUUAGGUACAGAAAGGGCAUACAGAUCUGCUCUGGAAUACACCAAAAGAAGCCUUGGAAUAUUUAUUGAUCUUCAGGCAAAAGCAAGGGAGGCACAGGCUUGGCUUCAGGCAGGAAAGAUAUAUUACAUCUUGCGGCAAAACGAGCUAGUAGAUCUGUAUAUCCAGGUUGCCCAAAAUGCCGCUCGUUGCAUUCAGGAUCCUAAUUUAGAAAUGGAAUUAUCUGAAGCUUCUGGAGACAUAUUUUUCAAUGGAGACUGGGAAAGAGAAAAAGCUGUGCCCUUCUACAGGGACAAGGCUUUGCCACUUGCUGUAAAGAUGAGGAACAGCCAUGCUGAGCUUCGACUUCUCAACAAAUUAGCAGAAUUGCUUUUUUCCCUGAAGUCAUAUGAGGAGUGUCUGGAAUAUGUACAAGCUUCAUUAAUGCUCAGUAUCAAUUUAGGCAAUCAUUUAAAUGAAAGACUAGCAUAUCAUCGGCUAGCUGUUAUCUACCGUCAUCUAGGGCAGUAUGAACUUACGGAGCACUUCUUCUUAAAAGCCUUGUCCCUCUGUCCCUCACCUCUGGAAUUUGACGAGGAAGCCGUAUACUAUGUAAAAGUGUACCUUGUCCUUGGAGACAUUACGUUCCAUGAUCUAAAGGAUCCCUUUGAUGCUGCUGGAUACUACAACUUGGCCCUUGCUGCUGCCAUGGACCUGGGCAACAAAAAGGCUCAACUGAAGAUCUAUACCAGGCUUGCAGUAAUUUACCACAAUUUCCUUGUAGAUCGAGAGAUGUCUCUUUUCUACUAUCAAAAGGCAAGAGCCUUUGCAACAGAGCUUAAUAUUCGAAGAAUAAAUCUGUCUCCCCAUCAAUACAUGAGCGCAUCACUGGCACCUAUGAAAAAUGUUGCAUGAGAAAGACAGUAUCAGAGUGCCUGAGCUUUCACAAAGUGCAACAGGUUCUGUUGCAUAUGGCAUCUAAGUGCCGCAAGUUUAUCUCCAGCUGUAAAAUGAAAGAACAUGAUUGUCUUUCUUGCACCUCAAAAUGUGUAACCAUAUGCACUCAAAUAAAAUGAGGUUAGUAGGCUAUCAGAUGGAACUAAGUGUUGAAAAAAGAGGAAAUUUGAGAGGUUGUUGAAUAAACAUGCUGAAUAAACUGAAA